Molecule: messenger RNA, 1030 nt
Organism: Frankliniella occidentalis (western flower thrips)
Lineage: Eukaryota; Metazoa; Arthropoda; Insecta; Thysanoptera; Thripidae
Exons: 4
Coding region: 99-803 (234 amino acids)
Source: RefSeq, a predicted model, not a curated record
UCCCUGUCUAGUGUGGUUGUGAUAUUAUUGUAUUGAACCCUAUCGCGCGCGAUUGCUGAGAAUUGAGUUUCGCCGAAGUUGUCUCGAUCAUCUAACCAAUGCCAUAUCUCUACAAGAGUGGCAGGCAAAGGGUGGUGAAGCGGCCGUUGUUUCAGGUGUGGUGUGGGGGGUGUGGGAGGGGACGGGGAGCGGGACCGCCAGGUGCGUCCCCCCAGUCCCCCACGCGCGCGUCGUCGCACCAGUGGCAGUCGUCAAGUCAGCUGGACCCUGUGAACAAGAAAGAUUUAACCGCCGUGUACCGCGUACUUCACAGCUGUACAUUCUGCAAAGGAGAGCGGGUAUACCGAGCAAGUGCGCCACCGUUUCGACACUACGUCGCGGAUGUCCCGGCGAGCGCAGCGAACUGGUCCGCCUGGCUUGGCCUGGGCGUGGCGGGGCGUGCUGGAGCAGCAAAGGCGUCAGCCAGAAACAAAACCCCCAGCUCAGACCAAAGAGUUGGAUUGUCGCCUGCCCUGCUUUCUUCCAUCUCCCUCCAGCAUCGACGUAUGUGGAAUAGUGACUACUCCUACUUGCCAAAGGAUGAGUCUGCGGAAUCCGAAUGCGCGAGCCGGGCGAUCGAGGUGUCACCCCCGCGCCUGACAUCCUGGACAAGUCCCGGGAGGCGCCGAUCCAUCACACGGCACCGGAGAGAGACAUCGGCGGCUGCAGGACGGAGCGAGGAGGAGCUCCGCAUUGCCCUAGUGGAAUGCGGCCGCGGCCUCUACCCCGACGACCCGUACACCCAGCACCCGGCUGACCGCUAAACCGCUCAGCACGGUGCGCAGCACGGGCCCCGACGGUCAGCAGCGUUCACCUUUGACGCACAGAACCACAAAAAAUAUGGUGUGCUUCUUGUAAGACAGUCCCCAAGACUGCCUGUGCACUGUAAAAAGUAAAUAUAUUUUGUAACUAAUUGUUACAAAAUAUGUUGUAAAUUUGCCACAUCCUAACCCUGCUUGUCGAUUAAGUCUAAUAUACAUAGAUCAUGGUA